AUGCAACAACAGAGCCGGCUGAGGCUGAGGCCGUGGCUGGAGGAGCAGAUUCAGUCUGGGAGGUAUCCAGGAGUCAGCUGGCUGGACCAGUCUGCACGAAUCUUCCAAAUCCCAUGGAAACAUGCUGCUCGCCACGGAUGGAGUAUUGACAGAGAUGCUACACUCUUCAGGAGUUGGGCCAUGCACACUGGACGGUACCAUCCAGGCAAAGACAAACCAGAUCCUAAGACAUGGAAGGCAAAUUUCCGCUGUGCAUUGAAUUCUCUGCCUGACAUCUGUGAGCUGCGGGAGCACAGCAGGAAGAGAGGCAGCAAUGCCUACAGAGUGUACAGGAUGCUGCCCAGCACACACACACACAGACGCAGGAGAGGGUUGCGGUUGUUCAGCAGGCCCAGAGAAAAACAGGGCAGUUUAGGUGAUGAUACACACACCACACAGGCUUGGCAGCCCACAAGAUCCAUUUCAGACUCACCACAGAAGGUGGAGACCCCUGUAGAAGACACAUUUGGCAACACGCAAAUACAAGGGAUGUGGGAGGUCAAACCAGAGGAGCAGGAGCAGACUGAAGCUGUGUUUAAGUUGAUGGACCAUUUAAGCAGCACAGAUGUGUGGAACCAGACCGAGCAGAGAGGGUGGAGAACACACACACUGUGGGACCACUGGCACUGUGCUGGUGAUGAGAACAUGUACUCUCUGCACACAGACAACUACAGUGAUCUGCUUGGUCCAAACUACAUCAAGGAGCUCUCCGAUUGGUCCACACAUCAGCAAACACUGAUGCCGUAGCUGUGUUUGUGUUAACCACGUUUGAAUAUAAACUGUUAUUUCUUCACAUUUUCUUGCUAACCUUCAGCUGAUUUCCUCCUGCUGUCUGUGCGCUGAGCUGACCACUGAAAAAGGGAAACAAGAGAGGGGGAGCGGAUGGAGAAUAUUGCUCUGUCAGUCAGUCGAGCGGUCAUCCUCUCUGCUGAGCAUGCUGAGAUGAAGAUCCUGUUCCAAGCCAAGCUUCACCUCUGUCAUCAUCACUCGGGUUCACUAUGGUUCAAUGCCUCAAACUCACUGACAUGACACCAAGCUCACACCACAGCUCACAGAGUAAACAGAUCUCAUUUCGCUGCUGUGCAGGAUCACUUAUUGCUCUAUUAUUUCUCUGAGUUUUACUGGAUGUUUAGCCAACAUACAGAACCUGAAGUGCAAAAAUUCCACAGUAAACCGAUUUAAGUUGCAAAGCAUGUUUUGUCCUAUACUGUAUAUGCAUUUGACUUCUAUACCUUUAUGCUUUAAGUUUGACUAGUGUUAAGACUUCUCAAAGAGUUUCUGAAUGUUGUAUUAUUUCAUUAUAGAGGCAGUGUAUGGUCCAAUUUAUUUUAUGUAAUAUUGUAAAACCUUUUAGUGUUUUUGUAUUUUUAAACUAAUUUUGCAUUUACAAAACGUAAAAGCAAUGAAAGCACAUGACCUCGUCAGGAGUCCUUACACCAUGUGCGUAUGU
Messenger RNA from Centropristis striata (black sea bass), 1489 nucleotides. RefSeq names its product interferon regulatory factor 1a (gene irf1a). Gene Ontology annotation, biological process: regulation of transcription by RNA polymerase II; immune system process. Gene Ontology annotation, cellular component: nucleus. Gene Ontology annotation, molecular function: DNA-binding transcription factor activity, RNA polymerase II-specific; RNA polymerase II cis-regulatory region sequence-specific DNA binding. The record is from RefSeq and is a predicted model, not a curated record. NCBI's taxonomy places the organism in Eukaryota, Metazoa, Chordata, Actinopteri, Perciformes, Serranidae. The transcript is spliced from 7 exons. Bases 1 to 786 code for a protein of 261 amino acids.